Molecule: messenger RNA, 2182 nt
Organism: Stegostoma tigrinum
Lineage: Eukaryota; Metazoa; Chordata; Chondrichthyes; Orectolobiformes; Stegostomatidae
Product: ADP-ribosylation factor-like protein 9
Exons: 4
Coding region: 173-811 (212 amino acids)
Molecular function (GO): GTPase activity; GTP binding
Source: RefSeq, a predicted model, not a curated record
GCGAUUCUGGCGCCUCUGGCUGACGAGUGUGCCGGAUCACAAUGCGUUGAGGCGGCUCAUAGGGGUUGAACUUGACUGAGGUGAGCGGGACUGCGGCCUACGCAGAGCCUUCGAGGCCGGAAUCAACGCCGUCUCUACCGCUCAAUCGGUGUUUGAGAGCUGCCGCUGCCCGAUGCUGGAGCAGGUUUCCCGGGUGGGCCUGCUCGGAGUGGCCGUGGCUUUAGUCGGAAGCAUCAUUUAUGUCGCCUGGGACCGUCUGUUUGGAGAUUAUAGACCGGCGAUCCAAGCGCAGGAUGAGGAAAACACAAAGCAAGUUCUUGUCGUUGGGCUUGAUGGCGCAGGGAAAACAAGUGUUCUGCACAGUCUGUCUACCAACACAGUCAAAAGGAGUCAUGGGCCUACUGCGAUGUUUAACAGUGUGUGUGUUAAGACUGAAGAUGCUGAGAUAGAAUUUUUAGAAGUUGGCGGCAGUAAAUCUCUGCGUAAAUGUUGGUCCACUUACCUACCGGGAUCACAGGCCUUGGUUUAUGUGGUGGAUUCAGCAGACCGUAAUCAGCUGCCACUUGCUAAGAGAGAACUUCACCAACUGGUCCGAGGACAUGAAACACUUCCUGUUGUUGUUUUAGCCAACAAACAGGAUAUUAAAGGAGCCUGCACUAUUUCAGAAAUCCAUGAGCAGCUUUCCCUUGCGAAUUUAGGUGAUAAAAGGAAGCUUUUCCUCAUUGGAACACAUGUUGCUGAAGAUGGAUCGCAAAUACCAACAAGUAUGCAGGAUGCCAAGGAACUUAUUACCCAGUUGGUGAUCUACUGAGGAGUGAAUUUGCACACAAUUUUUCUAUUUCUGCCUUGAAUUCCUUUACAUCAUUGUAUUUGAUGUAAUAUUUUUACUAAACUACUAUCGGGUCAUAUUUGAUUGUGAUGUAGAAACUUUUUCAAUAUAAAGAAAUCAUUGUUUUAACAAAGAGAUAGUAAGAACUGCUGAUGCUGGAGUCAGAGAUAACAGUGUGGAGCUGGAGGAACACAGCAGGCCAGGAAGCAUCAGAGGAGCAGGAAUGUUGACAUUUCGGGUUGGGUUUUUCUGAAGAAGGGUCCCAACCUGAAAUGUCAACUUAUUGUUUUAACAGCUUGGGUUUGGAAAAAUCAAUACUGUUUGCACAUGAUCGGCACUGGGUUGCACAUUUAAUGAUAAUAUUAGAAGCUUUUGUAAUAGGUUAAUCACUGUACGCUUCUACUGUAUAAUUUGCUGUAAGAGUUACAUUGUGUGUUUCUAAUUAGUGAACAUUGGGACUGGAGAACCUUUAAUAACGGUUAAGAUUUGCAACAGAAAUCUCUGCACAUCUGUUUAAAUCAAAACGAAUGCAGAUGCACAUGACUGUAAUUACUGUGCACAAGAAAAACAUACAUUAGAAACUUGUGUUUUUGAGUGGUGAUAAUGCAGUCAGUCUUUAUUUUGCAGUUUCCAAUAUAUAAGCCAGCUGUAUUCAUAGAAGUGAAUGCAAGAGGUUAAAAGUUUCCUUUUCUCACCGGGCAUUUCUGGAUAUUACAGAGUAUGGUAUGGUUUUCACCCCCACUUGUCUUUUGAAUGCAGUGAUGAUUUUUCUUUCAUCAUUCAUGAGAUGAGGGUGUCACUGGCUAGGCAGCAUUUAUUGUCCAUCCCUAAUUACCCGGAAGGCAGUUAAGAGUUGACCACAUGGCUGUGGGCCUGGAGUCACAUGUGGGCCUGACCAGGCAAAGGUGGCAGUUUCCUUCCCUAAAAGACAUGAGUGAGCUAGAUGGGCUUUUCCUGACAAUCAACAAUGGAUUCACAGUCAUCAUUAGAUUCUUAAUUCUUGAUAUUUAUUGAAAUCAAAUUCCACCAUUUGCCAUGGCAGGAUUUGAACCUGGGUGCCCAGAAGAUUAUCUGGGUCUCUAUUUACAGUUCAGUGAUCAUACCACCAGGUCGUUGCCUCCCCCACUUAACUAAGGAUGUUGAAACCUCAGCAACUUUAUAGAAAUCCAGCUUGAAUUCGGUAGCCUGUCAUAGUGUAAAAGUGAAUGUAGCCUCUUCCGGUCAAAUCCAUUGAUUUACUUAAUCCGUACAGUUUUCUUUUGAAAUCACUCAAUCAUCUUUGCUUCUACCUAAGUAGGCAGCAAGUUCAAUGUUUUUACCAGUUGUGUAGAAAUAAAACUCUCCUCACAAUCA